Molecule: messenger RNA, 1329 nt
Organism: Chanos chanos (milkfish)
Lineage: Eukaryota; Metazoa; Chordata; Actinopteri; Gonorynchiformes; Chanidae
Gene: kcnj2b
Product: potassium inwardly rectifying channel subfamily J member 2b
Exons: 1
Coding region: 1-1329 (442 amino acids)
Biological process (GO): potassium ion import across plasma membrane; regulation of monoatomic ion transmembrane transport
Cellular component (GO): plasma membrane
Molecular function (GO): inward rectifier potassium channel activity
Source: RefSeq, a predicted model, not a curated record
AUGGGGAGUGUUCGCACCCAUCGCUACAGCAUCGUGUCCUCGGAAGAGGACGGAAUGAAGCUGGCCACCAUCGCCACGCCUAACGGCUACGGCAACGGAAACGCCGGGGGCAGAUCGCACUCGCAGCAGACGACCAGGUUUGUCAACAAGGACGGGCACUGUAACGUGCAGUUUGUCAACAUGAGCGAGAAGGGCCAGCGUUACCUAGCCGAUAUCUUCACCACAUGCGUGGAUAUCCGCUGGCGCUGGAUGCUGGUGAUCUUUUGUCUCUCCUUCCUCCUUUCCUGGCUCUUCUUUGGCUUUGUCUUCUGGUUGGUGGCCCUGUCAAACGGCGACCUCGAGAGGGGGGAGCAAAUGUGUGUCUCGAAUGUGGACAGCUUCACGGCAGCGUUCCUCUUCUCAGUAGAGACGCAGACCACCAUCGGCUACGGCUACCGCUACGUGACCGAGGACUGCCCCGUCGCCGUCUUCAUGGUGGUCUUCCAGAGCAUCGUGGGCUGUAUCAUCGAUGCGUUCAUCAUCGGAGCAGUCAUGGCCAAGAUGGCCAAGCCCAAGAAGAGGAAUGAAACUUUGGUUUUCAGCCACUAUGCCACCAUUGCUAUGAGGGAUGGCAAGCUGUGUCUGAUGUGGCGGGUGGGGAACCUCCGUAAGAGUCACCUGGUGGAGGCCCACGUCCGGGCGCAGCUUCUCAAAUCUCGUACCACGGCCGAGGGAGAGUUCAUCCCUCUGGACCAAAUGGACAUUGACGUGGGCUUUGACACGGGAAUUGACCGCAUCUUCCUUGUCUCACCCAUCACCAUCGUCCAUGAGAUCGACGAGGACAGCCCUUUCUAUGACAUGAGCAAACAGGAGCUGGAGAGCUCAGAGUUUGAGAUUGUGGUUAUCCUGGAGGGCAUGGUUGAAGCAACGGCAAUGACCACCCAGUGCCGCAGCUCUUACCUGGCCAGUGAGAUCCUCUGGGGUCACCGGUUUGAGCCGGUUUUGUUUGAGGAGAAAAAUCACUACAAAGUGGACUACUCACGAUUCGACAACACUUAUGAGGUACCCAGCACCCCUCAGUGCAGUGCCAGGGACCUGGCAGAGAAGAAAUACAUUGUGUCCACCUCAAACUCAUUCUGUUAUGAGAACGAGGUGGCCCUCAUGGACAAGGAGGACACAGAGGAUGAUGAUGAUGAAGAUGAUGAAGAUGAAGGCAAAGUUGACAUGAACCUUGUGGAUGAGAGUGCGGUACUAGAGGACACAAAUACAGAUGCAGUCUCAGAUGCUGUAUCCAAUCAGGACACAGUACCACUAGAACCCAGACCUCUGAGGAGAGAGUCCGAAAUAUGA